CACUGAUAAGAGCAAACACAGUGGCAAUCUCAGAGCCAGCUCAAUCUCGGCUUCUUCUUUCCUCACGUGCUUCAGAGAACAUUAAAGGAAAGAGAUAUUGUUUUUAUUUUAAUGGAGAUCACCAAAGAGAGAAGUAUGCCAUGGUGGUGAAAGUGAACUGAAAAAGUGAAGAGCAGGAAAGUCUUCUAAAUGUUAUGGUCUCCUGUGUAAAUAAGGAAAGAACUUAAAGAACUUAGGAAAAAUCAUUCAUCCGGCCGGAUUUGGAAUUACGGUGCCAUGAAGAUCUCUGAAGGAACGCUGGACCUGGGCACGACGGAUUACGCGGUGGCCCUGGACCCAAGCUACACCAUGCUGGAGUUUGACAGCCUCAAAGUUCUGCCAGUGGACACAGAGUCUCUGAGGCCCGAGCCGUCCCCCAUACCCACAGGUGGGUUGCCCCAAGCUGCGGUGACGCUGUGCUCCAUCUGUGCAGACAAAGCCACCGGAAAACACUACGGCGCGUCUAGCUGCGACGGCUGCAAGGGCUUCUUUAGGAGGAGCGUGCGCAAGAACCACGCCUACACGUGCAGGUUCAGCAGGCAGUGUGUGGUGGACAAGGACAAGAGGAAUCAGUGUCGAUACUGCAGACUACGGAAGUGCUUCAGGGCUGGCAUGAGGAAAGAAGCUGUCCAGAACGAGCGAGACAGGAUCAGCUGCCGGAGGGAAGCUCAGGGAGUCGGGACACUGACCAUCAGCAUCCUACUGAAAGCUGAAGAGAGCACACAUCAGUUCUCCGCCCUGACCCCGCCCAUUAGGGAAGUUAUCACCAAGAAGAUCGCUCAACCAGCUGAUGUUUGCGAAUCUAUAAAACAGCAGCUCCUCCUCCUGGUGGAAUGGGCCAAACGCAUCCCCGAGUUCUGCGAGCUGCCGGUGGAUGACAGGGUCAACUUAUUGCGAGCUCACUCUGCUGAGCACCUCAUCCUGGGCGUGGCUCGCCGCUCGCUUCCCUACAAUGAUGUCAUCUUGCUAGGAAAUGACUUCAUCAUCCCCAUGAACGGUCCAGAACUGGAGAUGUCCAAAGUGGCUGCACGUGUCCUAGAAGAGCUGGUCAGGCCUCUGAGAGAGCUGGACAUAACAGACACGGAGUUCGCCUGCCUCAGAGCCAUCGUGUUCUUCGCUCCAGACUGCCCGGGCCUGGAGAGCGCUCAGAUGGUGCGCAGGCUGCGUUUUCAGGCCCACGUGUUGCUGGAUGAGGCGACGUGCGAGCAACGCGGCCGGUUUGGGGAACUACUCCUGCUGCUGCCUCCACUGCAGAGCACCGCCUGGCACAUGGUGGAGCAGCUCCAGCUCGCUCGGCUCCUGGGAGAAGCCAGCAUGGACAGCCUGCUGCAGGAGAUGCUGCUUGGAGAGUCAGCCUCAGGCUCAAACCCAGAAGUGCUCGGGUUCAGUUCUCCUGUAGACCCGGUUCUGCCACGGAACCUGCACCCAGAACACGUGGCACUGCCAAACUUCACCUCCGUCAUCCUCCCUGUACCGUCCUCUCUAGCUGGAGUUCCUCUACUUGCUGUCCAGCCUGGUGCUCAGCUCUACACACACACACCUUCUGCAGAAAUGCCACUAGAGAUAGACAGCUGUCUCAGCAAGCCGGCAGUCCACACAUGUCUCUGAACACACACACACACACUACUACUACUUGCUAAUGCCCAUGUGUACUACAAUGCAUCUUAGUGCUCUAUGUUCCCUUUUAUACCAAAACCAUGAAAAACACUCAUUUCUAAUUAGCUUCUGUUCAGCAAGCGUAGCCAAAAACAUUCACAGUUGCUAACAACAUCAGCGCCCUUUUUAAA
Hemibagrus wyckioides is the source of this 1826-nucleotide messenger RNA. RefSeq names its product hepatic nuclear factor 4, beta (gene hnf4b). Lineage: Eukaryota; Metazoa; Chordata; Actinopteri; Siluriformes; Bagridae. The transcript has 10 exons. The record is from RefSeq and is a predicted model, not a curated record. Gene Ontology annotation, molecular function: RNA polymerase II cis-regulatory region sequence-specific DNA binding; nuclear receptor activity; zinc ion binding. The coding region runs from base 277 to 1647 and encodes 456 amino acids. Gene Ontology annotation, biological process: anatomical structure development; cell differentiation; positive regulation of transcription by RNA polymerase II.